This is a messenger RNA of Amoebophrya sp. A25, 3158 nucleotides long. The record is from the annotation of a GenBank genome assembly. NCBI's taxonomy places the organism in Eukaryota, Dinophyceae, Syndiniales, Amoebophryaceae.
CCUGCUGCAACAGCAGGAUCCUCUAGUAAACGCGGCCUCACGAGCUUCUUGUCUGGUUUCAACAAAACCGGCAACAAAGCUCAGAAGUCUGCUGGGAGGGUGAGUAAUCCGAAUGCGGAUCAGGUACCUACUACAACUGGUCUAGCUGGUGGUGACAUUGACGGCGCAGCAGCUGGCUCGAAGACAAAAGAUUCCAAAGAGGCGCUCGCGACAAACGAAACGGUGGGGGGCGCCACUAGCAGCAACGCGAUGCCGAAGGAAGAGACUGAGAAAAAAAGCAAGAAUCCGGUCAAGGGCUUGUUCAAUAAGUCGAAAAAGGAAGCCAACUCCAGGACGUCAUUCGUUGACGAGCAGGAAAAGACACCAUCGUCUAUUUUAGCAGAUGCAGAGAAGAGCUCCGCCACAGCAGAAUUGGAGUCCGGCGAUCCACACCCAUCAGCGCCAACAAGUGAAGCAAAGAGUAACAAAUCAAAUUUUGCGCAAUCAGCAGUGGGCUUCUUGCAGAAAGUCGGAAAAAAGAAAUCGAUAUCGCCAAACAAGCAGGACGUUUCUCCAGGAACGAAACAGGAAGCUUUUGAUAGUAUGCACCUCGAAGGUAGUCACACAAGAGGCAUUCCAUCCAGUCCUGCGGAUGGAGUGGAUGGCGGAGCUCAGGAUUUGGCAGCGGUACAACCAGCUGGGUCUGAAAGUAUUGUGGCAACAGCUCGCCCUGUUGUGGGUGGCCGUAGCAGAAUGGUGACGGGUAGUUUGGAAGGGGUCCUCGCAACCGCAGGCAAGCAAGAAAUGCGGAGCGUCGGCGAAACUCGGUUGCAGCUUUUGGGACCUAAAAUCCCUCUUCCACAAUCGUCGCAUGAACAGCCUCGGUCCUCAUCGCCGUUCAUAUACCCCUCUCCAGCGAAUGAACAUCUUCAUCCAGCAGUAGGGACCUUCAAUGCAGCGACUUCUUCAUCUUCGAGAAAUACACCUUCCCCGCCCACAGAAGAACGCAGGUCCUUCGAAGUGCCACCAUUUAUCACGUCAAUGCUGGCCGUGUCUUCUCCAGACGAGAGUGGGUCAUCUUCCUUCUGCCUCUCAUGUGACGAAAAAAAGAGUGGUGCGUUAGGUUUCGUCGACGCUGCAGCGGGACAGAAGGCAAGAACUGCGAAUAUGCCUGGUGCGGCGACAGGGACUACGACCAUACUUGAUGUUUUUGACACCAGCUCUUGCACUAGCACGACGAAGGUGGAGAAGGACAUCAUAGUUGCUGCUCGUGAUAAGCUUGAUGCAUCAUUGGAGGGAAAGGCGAUAUGGAAUAAAUUACCGUCAGAAAUAUCAUCAGCUCAUCAAGGGCAAAGGCAUCCCGUGGUCAGCUCCUCUCCAGCGACAGCAUCCAAAAACCCUUUUGCUGAUGCUCCUCUCGUUUCCACACCCCCAUCCGCUGCAGCAAGUUGCAAUCGACACUGGCAACAUUUGCUACAGCCGACAUCCCAAGAAGCGUCCCAAAUAAACGCGAGUACGACUUCUAGCACCAAGAUCGUGGGCAGCACGAGAGGGCCUAACGGGCAGCAAUUUGGUGGUUCUUCGAGUAGCACCGGUAAGAAUUACUCGCAAGCAAACCAAGUCGCUACAGCUGGAACUUCAUCUAGUCUUAUUAAUUCGCGUGCUACUGGCCCUGGGCCUGGCGGGCCCUCUUGUUCCUCGCCUUUGCAGCCAGCGCAAGACUCGAUGUAUGCACAGGCUCAGACGCUCCUGAGCUCUUCUUUUCUCUCGGCAUCGUUCGACAGAAGCAGAAUAUAUCCAGGGGGCCGUGGCGUAGCUGGUAGUCAUGGAGGACCAGGUGGAACGAUCCAGUUUGGCGACGGCCCCGGCAACCUCACUGACGUCUCUUGCCUCUCUCAGAGUAAGCACUUACUAGAUUCUCAAUUCCAAUGUUCUUGCCUUCAGUCCGUAACCUUAAAAUAUUUUCAAGUACAAGUUCAACAACAUUGACAUUCAACUCACUGUUAUAUUUUGAUUUUUAGUGCCUGCGCGUGCGCUCGUCCUCGAUGUUGUACUCUACGUUAACAGUUUCCGUACCUCUGGAUGCGUGGCGCAGCCGACUUUCGAUGACUUCUUCCGUAGCAACCGACAUACUCCACACGAAUCGAGACGCCGUUCUCACACCUUGUUCUGUUUUCAACAAUACACCUGGAGUUACGCCUGGAAUCACUCCCCGCUACUUCACACCACGCUACAACGGCGCAAGCACGUCGAGCGUAAAUGGAGGCAACAUGCUAGCCGCGUCAUCUUCUUUGACAUCCCUUCUCGGUGGAGAUCGAGGAGGAAGCGGCGGCCUCGCUUCUAGCGCUUCAACAUUGGGGACGGCACCAGGGCGGCUAUCAGGUGGAGAUCUUCCUGCUGGUUCAGGCAGUGCACCAUCAGGGUCCACAGGAGCAUCGGCAAGAAAUAAACGGAACAACUUCCUCAGCUAUGGAUGCAGCAGCCAAUCUCUGGAACUUUCUCCUGACGAAAGGUCAAUCGAUUUUCUUAGUCGCUCAUUCCUACAUGCAGGGGGAUCGUCCAGUGCUGCGGACCACAGCACUGGGAGUGGAGGCAGAUGACGCGAUGAAGUUGAAGAAAGUUCUUAUCAAUACAGAGCCUUUGACAACUCAUAAUUUUGGAAUUGAACCUUGGCAAAGCCAGUACACAAAACGAAAGCCCGAAAUUCUUCUCAUAACUAAAUCUAGUGUUGUUUCUCUUUUAUCUUUGUUUCUUGACGAAUACCAUGUCACUCUCGAUAUUUUGUUGAUGAGAAGCAGGGGCAUCUGAAGCUCAGUUUUCAUCGGAGUCGCACAGUGAUUGUCGACUCUUUGAUGAUCUUCUUGAACGGCCUACUAGGCAGCUUACCAUAUUAGACGCAACGCUUGCCAGAAUUCCUCGCGCAAAAGAGAAGACAAUCCCGAUACAUAGAACUUGCUACUUAGCAGGCGUACCACGACUCCUCAGGCUUGCCUGUUGCUCUUGGGAGUAACCAGGGUGUACAAUGGGAGCAGGAGCUUCAAGCAGUGCCCAGUUUGAGUUCCUUCCUUUCGAACAAGCAGUUCGUCACAUCUGGAAGGUUGCAUCAGUUCUGCUUUUUGGAUCAAAAAUUCAACGUCUACGCUCCGGUACUGCAUAGACAGUGAUAGAUACGGCUCCAG